This is a messenger RNA of Clonostachys rhizophaga, 1505 nucleotides long. The record is from the annotation of a GenBank genome assembly. NCBI's taxonomy places the organism in Eukaryota, Fungi, Ascomycota, Sordariomycetes, Hypocreales, Bionectriaceae.
AUGCGAUAUCUACGCCUCAGGUGGCACGCCCUGCAUCGCUGCUCACGGCACUACACGUGCCCUCUACAGCUCUUACGGGACCGCUCUAUCAGGUUAGACGAGCAUCUGACAAUGCCGCGCUUGAUAUCUCACCCCUCUUUGCGGGCGGCGUAGCCAGUGCUGGUGCCCAAGACAACUUCUGUGCCGGCACGACUUGCCUCAUCACCAUCGUCUACGACCAGUCCGGCACAGGCAACCACCUCACGCAGGCCCCGCCUGGCUAUUUUCCUGGUCCGGACGUGGAUGGUUAUGACAACUUGGCCAGCGCAAUAGGAGCGCCCGUGACUCUGAAUGGCCAGAAAGCAUACGGAGUCUUUGUUGCACCCGGAACAGGAUAUCGCAAUAACAAUGCUGUCGAGACAGCGAUCGGGGAUGAGCCUCAGGGCAUGUACGCAGUUCUAGACGGCACACAUUACAACGAUGCCUGCUGCUUUGAUUAUGGCAACGCUGAGCCUAGCGGCCUGGAUACGGGAAAUGGGCACAUGGAAACUAUCUAUGUAAGUCCUCCAACCACUCAUGGUUCCCAGGGAACGUAUAGAUUCUCACAAUUCCGGUGAAUAGUUUGGCUCUUGCAGUUGGUGGGGUUCCGGCGAUGGAGAGGGUCCUUGGAUCAUGGCCGACCUGGAGAACGGACUGUUCUCCGGCUUGUCGCCAUCGAACAACCCCGGUGAUCCCACCAUCAGCCAUCGGUUCACCACGUCAAUCGUCAAGGGCGCACCCAAUUUGUGGGCCAUCAGAGGCGGUGAUGCAAAAGACGGCAAGCUGUCGACCUUUUAUGAAGGUCAGCGGCCGAGUGUAGACGGCUACAAUCCAAUCCCAUGAGCAAGGAGGGCGCCAUCCUUCUUGGCAUCGGGGGCGACAACAACAACGGUGGCCAGGGCACAUUCUACGAGGGAGUCAUGACCGAUGGCUACCCAUCCGCUGAAAUCGAAGACGCCGUACAGGCUGAUAUCGUAGCAGCCGGGUACGCUGAAACCUCCCUUGUCAGCGGACCGGAGCUUACGGUGGGCUCCUCCGUCUCUCUUCAGGCUACUACCGUGUGUUGUACAGCGCGAUAUCUCGCACACACAGGCGCCGCUAUCAAUACUCAAGUGGUUGAUUCGUCCAGCAGCAUUGACUUGAAGAAGCAAGCUAGCUGGACUGUUCGCGCGGGCCUCGGAAAGAGCGAAUGCUUCUCUUUCGAGUCAAACGAUACGCCGGGCAGCUUUACUAGACACGCAGGCUUUGCUCUUGUUCUAAAUGCUGAUGACGGAACCAAGCUGUUCGCCGAGGAUGCCACGUUCUGCCCACAAGCUGGCCUUGGUGGCCAAGGCAGCUCAAUCCGAUCUUGGAGCCAUCCCACACGCUACUUCCGGCACUUCAAGGAUAUUGGGUACAUCGGCAGCAACGGAGGUGUCCAUGAGUGGGACGCCGCCGGAGCGUUCAUUGACGAUGCCAUUUGGAUCGUUAAUGCUGGAUUUGCUUGA